Oldenlandia corymbosa var. corymbosa is the source of this 1557-nucleotide messenger RNA. The record is from the annotation of a GenBank genome assembly. NCBI's taxonomy places the organism in Eukaryota, Viridiplantae, Streptophyta, Magnoliopsida, Gentianales, Rubiaceae.
AUGGUGAAGGGGAAGCAGAAAGUGAAGAAGGGCACUAAAAAUGCAGUCCACGAGUCAGAAUUUGAUGAGAAAGAUGAAUCACCGAAGGAAUUAAGCAAAGGAAAGAAAGGAACAAUAGAUAUAGAGACUAAGCAAGAAAACUCAAUUGGUCGAAGGCGAAGGCAGAGGAGCACCCAAAGCCGACAUCGGGGUUGGGAGACAUUUAAUGCCAAGCAAUUCAGAAAUGUUGCGGUCCCUUUGGAUUAUGUAGAACCAGUGGAAAGGGAUGGGAAGAAGGUAACGAUGGUACUAAAGCGUGACUUAUCACCAGAGAUUGAAUAUUGGCAGUCCUCGGUAUUCAGUUUUGUCUUAGGUGCUAACCCACCUUACAAAGUAAUGGAUAACUACUACCGGAAGACAUGGCAGCACAUUGGAGUUGAUAAGAUACUAGUUUUACCUAAUGGUUUCUAUGUAAUUCGGUCUAAAUCUAUAAAUGACGCUGAGGAAGCUUUAAAGGAACCAAUUACAUACCUAGGUACGAACCAUGUUAUAGUGAAACCCAGGAAUGUAGAAAAAGGACUUAAUCAUAAAGAGAUUAAACAUGUUCCUGUAUGGGUGCAAUUUCAUGGUCUUGAGUUGAAAUAUUGGAAUCCCGCUACAUUGGGUAGAAUUGCUAGCACUUUGGGGUGUCCUAUUGCAGCUAAUAGUUGUAAAACAUCUAAGGAUAGAGCUAAUUUUCCUAGAGUGUUAGUAGAUGUGAAAAUACAUGACUUUCCUCCAGGGGUAGCACACUUUGUGGAUGAGCAUGGAAAUGUUCUAGAGCAGUCUGUGUACUACGAGUGGAGACCCACACUCUGUUCGCAUUGCAAGAACUACGGCCAUGGUGCAGAAGUGUGUAGGAAAAAAGCUCAGGAAGUGGUAGUAGUUGAUAAAAAGAAAAUAGAAGGGCUGAUCAAUACUGCAAAAACGCAGCAGUGGCAAAUAGUGGGGAAGAAAAAGAGAAUAGAAAUGAUUCCUGAUGAAGUACCAGAUCCUGAUGAACUACAAGAGGUGACAACCGUGGAGACCAAUUUGAAAGGAAAAGCCAAAGAGAAAAGACAAGUGUCACCAAGGAGAUAUACUAUCCUUAAAGAUGCAGAUGAAGAGAUGCAACAGGAAGCAAGCACCAGUACAUGCAUGGAUCACCUCACAGAGGAGCAGAACAAGGAGAAGGCUAGGAGAGGAACACCAAUUGACCUAGAAGUGAAUGAAGAUGUGCAGGUGAGACAGCGCGUUGUUUCGUCACAGUGCGCUUUUUCGUCACAACGCGCUGUCAGUAGUACAGAAGAAAACCAAAGAGCUGAAGCUGUUGAUGUGCAAGAGAAACAGCACGCUGUUUCGCCACAGUGCGCUGUCAGCACGGCCAAUUCUGAAGUUCCACAUGAUACUCUUGCUGUUGUUUCUAAGGAUUGUAAUGAUGAAGAUGAUGAGGAGGAUGAGGUUGUUGCUAAGGAUUGUAAUGAUAAAGAUUUCCUCAGAAUUUAUUCCCCCGCUUCCAGAAUCACAUUCCCCCUUGAUGAAUUCAGCAACUCAUGGUAG